AUGGAUAUUUUGCGACAAUCCUACGCAUACGGCAAGUCGCCACUCAUCCCUACAUCGAAAUCGGUGCCCCAUAAUGCGCUCCUCUUCGGGGGAAGUAUCUCAAAGUCUCUCUCGCCGCUCCUCCAUGGCAUCCUCUUCAAAUCGAAAAACGCAAUAUGGCAUUAUGGCAAGGUACAAACGAUUGACCAGGCCGAGUUCAAGGCUCGGUUGACUUCCAAUGAUACGAUCGGGACCUCUAUCACCAUGCCCAAUAAGGUGACAUUUGGCAAAGCUCUGGAUGACCUCACUGAAGAAGCUCGCGCCAUCGGAGCAGUGAAUACCUCAUUCCUCAGAAUGACGCCAGACGGACGUCGCCUUCAUAUUGGCACGAAUACAGACUGCGUCGGGAUUCGUGAGGCAAUCUUGCACCGGCAUCCCUCAGCCAUAUCAGGAGCCGAGGGUAGAGCGGCCAUGGUAGUGGGCGGAGGGGGAGCUGCACGCAGCGCCAUCUACGCCUUGUGGAAAUGGUUCCGGCCAUCGGAGAUCUACAUCGUCAACAGGCUGGAGUCCGAAGUUAAGGAUAUGGCCAGCCACUUCACAGUCGCAAUUCCGAGCAUUAAGCUCCGGCAUAUUCAAACAAUUGAUAUUGCGCAGAAAAUGUCGGCACCAUACAUAAUCGUUGGAACUAUCCCUGAUUAUGCUCCGACACAGCCGGGCGAAAUCAUCUGUGCGAGAAUCUGCGACGUAUUUCUACACAAGUCGGACAAAGGAUUGCUCGUGGAUAUGUGCUACAUGCCUUCUCCGCAAACAAAUCUCAUCAAAACUGCACAAGGUCAAGGAUGGAAUACAAUUGUUGGGACUGAGGUGCUGGUCCGGGUAUGUGUCGCUCAGCAGAUUCUGUGGGUUGAGGAAGAACCAAAUGAAAUAGGCGUACAACAAGCGUUAGCAGCAAUUGAGGAGAAAACAAAUACUGAGCUAGCUAAAUUGUAA
Molecule: messenger RNA, 969 nt
Organism: Penicillium manginii
Lineage: Eukaryota; Fungi; Ascomycota; Eurotiomycetes; Eurotiales; Aspergillaceae
Product: shikimate dehydrogenase family protein
Exons: 1
Coding region: 1-969 (322 amino acids)
Biological process (GO): shikimate metabolic process; chorismate biosynthetic process
Molecular function (GO): shikimate 3-dehydrogenase (NADP+) activity
Source: RefSeq, a predicted model, not a curated record